Molecule: messenger RNA, 4254 nt
Organism: Aedes aegypti (yellow fever mosquito)
Lineage: Eukaryota; Metazoa; Arthropoda; Insecta; Diptera; Culicidae
Exons: 4
Coding region: 165-1802 (545 amino acids)
Molecular function (GO): zinc ion binding; nucleic acid binding
Source: RefSeq, a predicted model, not a curated record
UUUGACGUUUUUCAUUUUCAGACGCCGAACGGAGUGUUUUGAUUUUGUUCAUUUUCUCGGCUGUUUUCUCAGAAACUUCUAAAAAAUAACGUAAAAGUAGCUGAGUUUGUUGAAAAUUACGUCACAAAUCAUUCUGAUAACAUCUAUAAAAGCAGUUCGCAACGAUGGAUCCGCCUAAGGAACCUACCAAACCCGGAUUGGAAGUGGAUACGGAUGCUGCACUGGCCGCUUCUGCUGCUAAUGCCGUGGAACAAUGGCGCACCUAUCAAAAUGCAUAUGCAUUAUAUCAACAGCAGCAAGCGGCUUACGAACAAUAUGUGCAAAAGCAGGCCACCAUUACUAGCUAUGAAGAGCAACAGGCAGCUUACAAUCAAUAUCUGGAAGCCCAUAACAGCUACCAGAAGCAAUUGGAACAAUACGAGCAGCAGAAGGCGUACCAGGAAUUCUACACUGCAGCAGCAACUAAUCCUGCUGCUGCUGCUUCAUAUUACCCAACAACUACGGCAUUUCCACAAGUUGCACCGGUUACAAUGCCUCCGGUUUUUACGACCCCUUUGGCUCACGUUGAUCCGUUCUACAAUAAGGGGAACGACCACCGGCGUGAUCCGUCCACGUUAAGAGAUCGGUCAUUUGUUUCCAAGCGUGCCAAGGUGUAUACAUCUACAAAUUAUUACGCAAAUCCGGACGAUGAGCAACUUUUCCCUCCGGAACUCAAAGCGUUGUUCAAGGAUUUGGACUGUGGCUUGUGUAAGAGCAAAAUGAAUUCCCAUAUAUCUGCCAAUGUACACUAUCAGUCGAAGGUGCACGAAAAGAAGGUCAUUCAGUGGCUUACGGACUGGUGUGAACGCACGGGAACUCCUAUGCCGUACCGUGCACCGAGGAAGACCGUCCCAGUGGAGCCCGUUGGGCCCAAUUCACUUCGCUGCGAGGCAUGCGACUUGCCCCUCACUUCGAUUCAGCAUGCCAAUCAGCAUUAUACUGGUAAACGGCACCGUUUGGUGGUUAGUGGCAAGAAGACCCCCGCUGGGAGGGGCUACUUCAACAAAGAUGGCACGUGGACUAGACGCUAUGCAGUCGCUGAAGGUGAUCCGGAUCGGUUUGGAAUUGGUCAAUCGUUUGCCAAUAAAGCACACUUCAGUGUCAAUGAAGCAAAACGAAUGCGUUUAGAACCUCCACCAGCUCCUCCACAGGGACUUCUUGAGGGUACUAACGUUGAUAUGACAACGAACUUUGUGACUUCAGUUACAUCGGUAACUCCAUCGGCACCAACAGUACAACAACCAGCAAUUCCAGUUUAUGCAAAUCCUGUUGUUAUCGCACCGGCAGUACAACCCACCCAAAGUUUGGAUGCCGAAGUGCGCAAAAAGGAAAGUGCUGAUUGUGUCGAUGAAAGUGGUGUUUUUUGUAAGGUUUGUCAGAUAGCGGUCACUUCAGCAGCCAUUAUGGAAACUCAUUUGAAGGGCGUCAAACAUUUGAAAAAAUUGAAAUCCGUUGGCCGUAUGCCACCCCCAAAAGGUUCAUCAUCCGGUGCUAAGGGCGGAUGCUCGACCGAGAGUAUUCUGUCUAUCUUAUCGAACCCUCAACCGCAGCAAAAUGAUUGGUCAUUGUAUCGCAUGCCAACUGGUAAGUACUAUUGUAAGACCUGUAACUGUAUUAUGGCAGACGAAAAACUGUUUUCGCAACAUUGGUAUGGUAAGAAGCACAAGCUAAAGGCUAAGCAAGAAAUGGAAGAGUUGUCUGGAAAUGACAAAAAGACGAAAGGAUUUGCCUACCGUAGGAUAAAAAAGCCGUACCACGUUUAAUAUGAGAAAGACAUAUUUUAAAACAUACGACGUUUACUCGAACUAAUGGUUAGAUUCAUAUUUAACUGAUACUUAACCCUUUUUUUCCCAGGACUUUGAUCGACUGUUUCUAUUUAUGGAGUGAUAAUAGUGAGUGCAAAUAGACUACAUUUUUUGAAAUCAGUUUGAAAAAAACUGACUUGUUCAUCAAUAGUAAUUUGGAUACAGUACAAUCCCCAUGAGUUGAUCAUAUAUAUAUAUUUGAAAGAGAGUUUCAUGAUUGCUAUAAUGAUACUUUGAACCAGCUUUUCUAUUUUUGUUUCAAAGCUCGAUAUUUUCAUGAAUCAAUGAAUGUUGACAGUCAAUGAGUCAGUCCCUUCAAUAUUGACUCAAUGAGGUUUGACAAUAUUUAUCAAUACCUACUUAAUUUUUGGAACAAUUUAUCAAAGAUGCUCGCGGCCACACAAGAAACCCAAAAUAUUAGUAAUGCAGUUUUCUCCAAAUAAUCGAGUAUUCGAUUAAUCUAUUGAGCAAUAAUCAUAAUUCAAUAACUAUUGCAUAAUAAUUAUGUAAUACGGUUUGUCAGGUCAGUUUGGUUUUCGACAAACACCAAUGGAGCUCUGGAGCUACCAUAAGAAAAAACAGAUUAAGUAUCAGCAACAGCUGACAAGUUCAUGUGCAUGUUAAAAACAAUUAUCGAUUUUAACGAUUAGAUAACCAGUUUUGUUUUACCAAAAAAAUAAGGCAUUGUUAUUAAAAAUAUAUGGCUGUAUACUGUAAUUCGUAAACUUUCUCUCCAGACAUUUCUAUCGAUUUUCUCAUAAUAACAUAGGUAUUAUAGAAAGAAUACAUGAAGCCAAUUUUGAAGUUUUCAUUGUGUUUUGAAAGGAUGUUUGAAAAUUGCACGUUUUUUACUAAUAUACUUUUAAUGUAACGUGGAGAUUACAUAAUCAACACUAUGAAGGUAAAGAUUGUUUUUCAUAUAAAGGCUAUAAGAAUUAGAAAAAAUCUGUUCUUUCCAUUAUUUUUUUUUUCAAAAAUGAAUUCUAAUGGUUUUUAUGAUCAUCUUAAAACUAUUGCUCCAACAAUUUCGAGUUUUGUUUUCGUUGAUAAAUUAAAAAGAUGUAGCAUGCACAAGGUGUCCACUUUAUGAAGUUGUCCUUACCUUAGGUUGUAGGUCUAGUCGAGUAUCUUUGUUUACCCUUUCUUUCCCACGACUUUGACCGAUUAUUUCUUUAUGAAAAAAGCGUUUUGUAUGAAGUUCUUUUAAACAAAAAUUCUCGAUUAUUUUUUCAAAUCAACGUAAGUAACUUUUAUAUGGUUUUGAGAAAAUUAAUUAAGAAGAAUCACAACCCGUCUUCUAAAACUAUUUUGAAAUGAAUCACCUUUUUAACUUUUUUUCGCCGUGUACAUCACUUAAAUUUAGCAUACAUUCAGCUCGCGUUCAAAAACUAUGUAAUUUCUAUUAUUUUCCACAAAAAUAAUUAUAACAAAAUGAUAAGCCGUUUCAUUCAGUUACUUUCGACGUUUUUCUACCAGUGUAAAAUCGGCUCAAGUAGUGUUUUGUUUUGAUUCGUGGUUAAGUCACUUUGUCUCCCAUACAACAGAGCGGCGAAAGUAGCGGUUAGGUUGCGAAAGUGGACAAUCUUAUUUCGUCGUUUUGUAAAUCCGGAAAUUAAACGUUUCAAAAGUGAAUAAUCGAUUUGGUUUAGAGAAUUUCGUCUGCGAAACACGUAGGAUUGAUAAAGUAAGUUUGUAAACUUUUCUGACUUGAGUCUGUUUGAAUAAGUCUUCGAGAAUUGUUGUUGAUUGGAUUUUUUUCGAAAUCAGUAUAAACAAAUUUGGUUAUUUUUCAAUAUAAAAUUUAUUGUUUAUCAAAAGUUUUACUAUUGAAACAGUUAGUUGACGCUUAAAUUGAUCUAAUGGCUAUGGAAUCAUACUCUAACAACUACUGCAUAAUAUUCAUCUGAUUCGAUUUGUCUCAAGUUCGUCGAAAGCCAAUAGAGCUCUGAAACUAACAUGGGAAAGAGAGGGUUAAACAAAAACCUUAAAAUUUAGUCGGUUGAGAAAAACUUUCAAACGUUGGCAAAUUUUCUAUGAAAUUAAAUAUUAAACGUUUAUAAAAUCAUUUAAAAUGUGUUCGAAGAAAAAAUCACAUACCAUGCAUCUUUGCAGAAAACUGUUUGUUAUGAUAUUAAUGUUUUUUGUAAUAACUCCAACCGAUUUGCAUUUUCUGAGAUUAAUUUAUGUUGUGUUAUGGAGGACCAUUGACAUUUUUUUAAAUUUUUCAUCAACGAAUAUUGACGGUUGAUGCAUAACGCAAUGAAUGAUGGCUUAAGUACAAACUUAUUAAUUGUGGAAAACUCAUCGAGUAAACGUCGCAUCUUUCAUCGAUAAAGUAAAAAAGUGAAGCUUGAUAUAUGAUUCGAAUCAAUUUAGUAUAGUAUUUAUUCAAAUAAAUGUGUGCAAAUAA